Molecule: messenger RNA, 875 nt
Organism: Saprolegnia parasitica CBS 223.65
Lineage: Eukaryota; Oomycota; Saprolegniomycetes; Saprolegniales; Saprolegniaceae
Exons: 5
Coding region: 1-840 (279 amino acids)
Source: RefSeq, a predicted model, not a curated record
AUGGGCAAUGACGCCUCGCGCGAGUCGACACCGCAUGGUCUGACCGACAAACGUCCGAUGGCCGCCGGCCGCGCGGUGUUCGCCGCCAAGGCCGCGCGCUACGAGACGCCGAGCAACAACAACGACAACGACAGUGAUGACAGUGACGACGACGAGCCUCGCAUGCCACCGCCGCCGGUGCGAGGGCCCGUGCAGGCUACGCGUCCAGUCACGCAACCGCCGGCUUCGUACUCGGUGCGGUCACCGCCCGUUGUGCCUGCGCACUUGCGGCCCAAGAUUCUUCUGCCAAGCGCCAAGGGACUCGUUCCUGGCGACCUCACCGCGGCGCUGAUAACCGCCGCCUGGCUAUUAAGUGUCUGGAUCAUGGGCAUGGUCUGCGCCAAGUCUGCAAUGCGCGACGAGCCACCAGCCUUUACGCCUGCGUCGCAGUGGAACGAUCGGCGCCAAGAGUCGGUCGAAGAGGUCGUUGUGCCCAUGAGCAACGAAGAGUUGGCCCUCCGGACGCUGCAGUACGACGCCAACGGCGCGGGAAUGUUUGAAAAGUUCGAGUCGCAGUCGGGCGCCCGCGUCGUGCACUCGACGCCGUCGACGCCUGAACCGUCCACGCACGAGGACGAGGCCAACGAUGUCAUUGACGAUGCGACCGACAAAGCAACGACGGCCAAGGUGCUCCAAGAGCAGGCGCCCAUCGGUCGACGGGCCUUUGGCGCGCGCAUCGUCGCGCCGUCAGUGUCCGUGGGCAUCUUACCGGGGCUCUACGACGCCGCGACGCCGGAGGCAGAUGACCCCGAGAUUGACCUGGCGCUGCAUUUGGGCCGUGCCAAGCCCAGGAGGCCAUGAGGAAUCCAACUCCUCGUAUUUAUUAUAAAGACAUG